AUGCCUGCACCAUAUUUGCCAAUCGACAGCUAUGCUGGACUGCCUGAACAUCAGUGGUCUUCGCUGGUCGGUAUCAUCACAGCUAUUGUCGGAAACGCUAUAAUCGCGUUUGGGCUCAACACACAACGAUAUGCACAUAUUCGAAUCGACCGAGAAUUGAGAGACAAGCAGGAUCCUAAGGCAAAGACUGCUCGAAAACAGUUGCCGAAAAAGUUGAGACAAUAUGGCACUCUUAUACAGCAGGAAGAGGCGGCUGAGGAGAGACAAAGGAUAAAUGAGGCUGCAACAGUUCCUACCGAGCUUAACGGUGCACCUGAAGAAGUAGAUGGGCACUUCGACAAUGGCAAGAAGCAUGCAGCUCAAGAGGAAGACGGCGAAGAUGAGAACGAGGGUGAGGACAGCCAGCCUCAAAGAAAGUCCUACCUCAGAUCGCCCUGGUGGUGGCUCGGGAUUGCACUUAUGACUGUUGGUGAGACGGGGAAUUUUCUAGCUUACGGAUUUGCACCUGCCUCGAUUGUCAGUCCUCUUGGAGUGGUUGCUUUGAUUUUGAACUGCUUAAUCGCUCCGCUUAUGCUGAAGGAACGCUUUCGACAACGAGACUUCUGGGGUGUCGUUGUUGCCAUAGGAGGCGCAGUCACGGUUGUGCUUUCUGCUAAAACGAACGAGAAGAAACUUGGCCCUGGCGGACUUUUGGCUGAUAUCAAGAGGUGGGAGUUCUUGGUUUAUGUUGCAAUUACUGUCGUACUCAUCAUUGCUCUAAUGAUAGCGAGUCCAAGAUAUGGCGAGCGUACCCUGUCGGUCGACCUUGGUCUGGUCGGUCUUUUUGGUGGCUAUACUGCACUUUCCACAAAGGGUGUUGCUUCCCUGCUCUCGACUUCGUUGUAUCGCGCCUUCCAGUAUCCGAUAUUCUAUAUCCUGGUUCUUGUACUGGUAGCUUCAGCAGUUCUCCAAAUUCGAUAUCUCAACCGAGCUCUGCAAAACUUCAAUUCGACACAGGUCAUUCCAACACAGUUCGUGCUCUUCACAUUGUCCGUCAUUAUCGGUUCUGCCGUUCUUUAUCGAGACUUUGAACGCACAGACAUCGACCAUGUUCUGAAGUUCGUCUUUGGCUGUCUUUUGACAUUCGGUGGUGUUUAUCUGAUUACCAGUGGACGAGAGCAGGAGGACGAGGAAGAAAAUGAAGAAGUAACUCAGCAUGACGUUGAACGCAUCCGUCUUUUGGAUGAUGAAGCGGCACAUGCGCCGGAACCUGACAACAAGCAAGAAGCCCGCAACCUCAAGCUUGACACGAAUAUUCAUGUUCCAGAGACACCACAAUUGGCACUUUCAAGAACUUCUUCAGCUGUACCCUCGAUUGCAGUCACUCCAGCAGCUACCUCGACCGAAGACAUCAACAGAAAUCCGUUCAUCUCCUCGACAGACGACCUUUCUCGUAUGCAGGCUCAGCCAGACACUGGGGACAGGCCUCAAACACCAGUUCAUCAAAUAACACGCUCGACAUCAUCGCAGACACCGUUCUUCACCCCUUCGACCACAAAACUACAGACUCCGAAUCAACGACUUGGACGUACGAUUUCUUCUCCAGCUCAGCCACAAACGCCAACACGUCGUGGUCCAUCCCCACCCAAGCCACACCUCGAGGCACCAUACAGCGUCAGCACACUCAAGCGAGCUAGCAUAUCUCUUGUACCUGGUCCAAUCUUACAGCCUCUCUCAUCCUCCUUGGCAGGCAUUGUCGCAGACCGCAUCCUAAGAGCAGCAGGCAGCUCCGACGUAGAUCUGGAAGCUGGCAUUCCAAAUGCGUUCGCGUCCGAAAAUGCUGCGCAGCGUGUUCAUGAUGCGCGCAGGGCGCAGGUGUCAACGGACAGUGGUGAGAGCCCAACACUCAUGCGCACUACUACACAAGAAGAGAGUGGGAGUUUUGUCGACAGCAUAAAGGGUACAAAAGGUAGAUUGAGAAGUAUGAGCGAGACUCUGACGAAUUUUAUGAGCAAGGCCAGAAGAAGUAGUAAGGACGAUGGACGGAAUGGAGGAGGAGGGUCAGCAAUAGGUACCGAGGGUAAUAACUAG
Lithohypha guttulata is the source of this 2070-nucleotide messenger RNA. RefSeq lists its product as uncharacterized. Gene Ontology annotation, cellular component: membrane. NCBI's taxonomy places the organism in Eukaryota, Fungi, Ascomycota, Eurotiomycetes, Chaetothyriales, Trichomeriaceae. The coding region runs from base 1 to 2070 and encodes 689 amino acids. The transcript is spliced from 2 exons. Gene Ontology annotation, molecular function: magnesium ion transmembrane transporter activity. The record is from RefSeq and is a predicted model, not a curated record. Gene Ontology annotation, biological process: magnesium ion transport.